Molecule: messenger RNA, 1229 nt
Organism: Hibiscus syriacus
Lineage: Eukaryota; Viridiplantae; Streptophyta; Magnoliopsida; Malvales; Malvaceae
Product: probable lipid phosphate phosphatase beta
Exons: 2
Coding region: 41-649 (202 amino acids)
Molecular function (GO): sphingosine-1-phosphate phosphatase activity
Source: RefSeq, a predicted model, not a curated record
GUUCCGAGUUGACCCUCCUAUUCCGCCACCACCUCCGCCCAUGGGAUCGACGAAAAUAACAAAUCCAUCAUCCCCACAUUUCCUUCAACCCCUAAUGACCAUAGACGCCUCCAUUUCAGUUUUCCUCCACACUUUCUUCAAACCUAUCCUCCCAGCUUUCCUUCUCCUCCUCCUUGAAUACUCCGCCGAUUUCCGCUUUUCCUUCCCGGUUUCCCUCUCUCUCUUUCUAGCUUCCCCUUCCUAUUCCUCUUUAGCAAUCCCUCUCAUCCUCGGCCACCUCCUGGAUCUUGCUUUGAUCGGCCUCAUCAAACUGACCUUCCGCCGUGCCCGUCCUCAUUACAACCCAAACAUGUCCCCAGCUGUCCACGCCGACAACUUCUCUUUCCCAAGUGGCCACGCGUCACGGGUUCUAUUUUUAGCUACUCUAUUCCACCUUAUUGUUCAACACAACGAGGAUAUAGUUUCGGAUUCUAUUCAACGGUGGAUUAAAUUUGAACCCGGUUUUGUUAUGCUAGGCGUAUGGGUUUGGGCUAUAAUUACUGCUACUUCAAGGGUUUUGCUUGGAAGGCAUUUCUUUUUCGACGUUUUGGCCGGAGCCCUUGUUGGUGCGCUUGAAGGGAUUGUUGCGUAUCAAUUCUUGAGGUUUUAGGAAGCAUUCUCAAAGAAUCACUUUACUCUGAUGACGUUUCUGUGAUGCCUUAUUUUAUCGAAUUCCUUUAACCAAAUCAGCUGAAGAAAUUACGAGAGAGUUUUUCAUUGGAUCACUCAAUAAUGUUCUCUUCUACUGUAUAUGUCUAACAUAAGUAUGUUUAACAAUGCAAGCGGGGAUGAUACCUUCUCUCUCUGUUUUCUUAAGCUUCUGUAAUCAACUUUCCCUUCAGACAUGAUAAACUUCUCAUAUUAUGAUUCUUAGAGACCGUCACUGCAAAAUUAAGAAUUCACAAGAUGAAUCUCUAUCUUGGAAAUUUGGUUUUGGUGAAAGUUUAAGGAUUUUGAAGUGUAAUUUCUAGCAUAUGCUUCUCCCCCGCCUUUACUUUGUAGAUGGAUUAAAAGAAUCAAACACGACUUGAAUGCAUCAUGAUCUCUGGAUGUUAAAAUAUUGGCCUUUUCUGUUUCAUUAUUCUUAAUGUAUAUGAUUGCAUUAUUAGAAUGUAACAAGGUUGAUUUGUUCAUCCCCCCCCCCUUCCCCCAAAAUGAUAUAUUGAUCUGUUACACAGCUGACACUUUCA